GCACCAAAAAGUUUGACCCCCCCCGGUGUUCGGUGACAAAGCCAUGGCGGCUGCUCUUGUGUAGUCGAGCUCUUCGCUCUCACGCCAACUCCACCGUCAGUGACGUAGACAUCACGUGUCCGUCUCUUCCCUCGCUACGUCCGCCGUGUUUUCCUCCCCUUCGCUGGCUGCUUUCACACUGGAACCACUCGAAAUAAACAAGCCCGAGACGAAGGGGGUGGUCGCGGUCGCCAGCAGCCGGGUUCCAGCGUCUUGCCACCGGCCGAUGGACCGAGCAGCUCCCACCUUGAAGUUACCAUCAAUGAGGCGCAGACCGCCCGUCAAUUACUGGUUCCGCUGAGCUCCUGUGGUUGAAAACUUCUGCGUGCGUAUGUUCCGACCACGGCGAGUUUUGUUCUCCAGGCUGCCAUGAGAGCUACAAGUUGACCUAUGGACAUGCUGUGUGCUCUUCCUCCCUCCACGCCUGGCCUAUAGGCUACUAGCAGCGGCCCAUCCUCCCAAUCACACCCCACUUGCAGCCAUUAGAGCACCCCUCCCCGCUGUGUGGCCACACUAUGGCCAGCAAAAGGAAGUCCACUAUACCUUGUAUGAUCCCCAGCAAGAUCAUACACCGAUCAGAGGAUGUUGAACCGGACAUUCCUGUUCUUCAGCGGCAAACAGCGAUUUCUGGAAGGGGCACACAUAGCCCUGCAGACUUUCCUAAGACCGAGGCAGCUGACAUUGUCUUUGAUGACAUAGGGACCUAUAUUUGCAAGCCUUGCAACUUUGAAACCUAUGACCUUAAUUUGUUCUUGGACCAUGUAUACGCUGGACACCCAGAAUUCCGUUCAGACCCGAGUUUCCUCUGUGUGAACUGUGGGUUUUCUGCGCUUAAAUUUGAGGGCCUGGCUCUGCAUAAUGCCAGGAUUCACCCAAGCACAUUUAACAGCCCUCUUCAGCUGAGAAAGAGGGACAAGAGGGUAGUAGUAGAACAGACUAUAGUAACUGGGACGGACGAGGGGAAGGAUAAUGAAAUUACCUUCACUAAAACCCCAAUCAUGAGGAUGCUAAAAGGCAAAUCGGAGCUUAAACGAAUUGUAAUGUCCCACGCAGUUUCUUACGAUCCUUCCUCUGACCCACACUCCAUCUCCAGCUCUAAGGAACCUGAGAGGAAAGAGAAUUCGGUUGCAGUGGCCCAUGUACCCACAAUCAUCCACAAUGGAACCACUAAGGUCACGCUACCUUCAGCAAUCCAGAUAGUCAACGGCUCUGGAGCGUUACCUGUGCUCAAAAGCCCCAUCACACAGGUCGUUUCAGUUCAGAACAAAAGCCUGCAUCAGUCUUUACCCAUCACAACUUUCCCAGAUGCCUCAUCUUCCAAAAAUCUCCCUAAGGUGAUGAUUCCUCUGAGCAGCAUCCCCACCUACAAUGCUUCAAUGGACUCCUCCUCCUUUUUGAAGACCUCUUUUGGUAAAUUCCCAUAUCCUACAAAGGCAGAACUUUGCUACCUGACUGUGGUCACAAAGUUCCUGGAGGAGCAAAUCAAGAUCUGGUUCACAGCGCAGAGACUCAAACAAGGGAUCAGCUGGUCCCCUGAUGAGAUUGAGGAGGCCAGGAGAAAGAUGUUCAACACCAUCAUCCAUACUGCAUCCACCAGCACACAGAAUCAGUCGCAGAGUCGCCCAGGUCCCACUCAUCCAACAAUCACGUUCCUGGGGGCCACUGGGAUUCCUCAAAUUCUGCAGGGCUCUCUUGUUAGCCAAGGGGGAGUAAUCGUCACUCAGCCCGUGGUGGCUAAUGGCAUUCAGGUCAGUAGCGCCCCUGUGGCACUGGCUGUCACACCCAAGCCCCAGGCAGCAGCCCGGCCCAUGAUGCAAGCCCGACCUGCUGCAGCCCUAGUAGCCGACAAGGGCACCACCAUGAUUGUGGGGGCGGUGGCCAGCAGCAGUACAGGGAGCAAUGUCAUUAGCAGCAGUAAAAGUAUCAAGAGUGGGGGAGGGGUUGCUAGCAGCGUCAUUAGUAGCAGCAGCCAAGCCAGCAUUAUCAACCUCACUCUGGGCAGCAAUAAUCUCGGCAAUGCAAAGGUGAGCAACGUCGGCACGAAACACAAAAGUGCUAAUGGCAGGAGCAAUAGUAACACAAGCAGCCAUGCCAAUUCUGCUCGUGAAAGCACUGUUGCUAAGAACCCCAAUGUCAUCAAAACUACCAAUACAGGCGUCGUGCUGAGCGAUAAUAAAGAUGGCAAAAAGCUGACGGACAGCAAGCCUUCACAUGGCAGCAACACAACAGACAACAAUGGACUGAAGAGCAAAGAUGUAAAGGGUAAUAAAAAUGACACCUCAAGCACAAGAGCAGAUGAUGUGGACCUCGGUGACUCCUUCAAAAUGGAUGAGGCCUCCUCCCCUUCUUCCAAAUCCUCCUCGCCAUCUCUAGCCGUGGGCGCGUCCAGCAGCUCCCUGAGCUCCCGCAGCAUCAACGCAUUCCUGGAUCCCACUUUUUUCAAGGGCAAGAAGUCUCAGGAGCAGCUCAACACUCUCAAGGAUAGUUUCCUGUGCAACCAGUACCCCGACCAGGAGGAGGUAGAUCGCCUCAUCUCUUUGACCGGGCUUACCGUGCGAGAAGUACGCAAGUGGUUCAGUGAUCGACGCUACCACCUUCGCAACCUUAAAGGCCCGCGCUCCAGCACAGGUGCUCCCAACAAGUCAUCAGCAGGGAGCGGCGCGUCAGGGGGCGGAGACACAGACAGCCCCAGCCCUAUGGAUCUAUCUGAAACCAGCAGCAAUGGUGCAAAAACACCCCAGCACAGUUCUGCUCCUCUGAGCCCGACCUCAUCGGCACAUACUCCCACCUCUCCCACCACUCCCUCACGCAGACUACCCAGAUCACCGUCUCCUGAUUUCACAGCUGUCCGUUACAAGGAGAGAGAACCCCACCAGAUAAAGGCGCUGGAGGCCAGCUUCGCCCUGGAGCCUGAGCCCUUAGCAGAAGAAGUAGACCGACUGCGAGGUGAGACCAAGAUGACCCGGAGGGAGAUCCACAACUGGUUCACUGAGCGGAAGAAGAAAGCUGCAGCAGCUGAGAAAAGGAAAGAAGAAGCACUGCGAGCGCUGAGAAGAACCGAAGAGGAGGCGCAGGUGGAAGUUGAAGGGGAGGAGAGACUAAACGACGAUGCUUCUGGAGAACUCAAAGUCAACCCCAUUAAGAUCAACCUGAAGAUGCUGAAGGUGACCGAGGCCAAUGGUAAAUCGGAGAGUGAGGCGGUGGACUGCCCCAAUCUCAGCACCUCCGUUAACCCCGCGCCAAACCUCGCCCCCAAACCGUCACACUCCCCCAAACCCACAGUCCUGCGAGGCAAGAAAACCGCAGAGCAGCUGCACCUGCUCAAGCAAGUCUAUGCGCGGACGCAAUGGCCCAGCGCCGCUCAGUACGAUGAUCUCCUCUCGGGCACGGGGCUGCCCCGCCCCGACGUGGUGCGCUGGUUUGGGGACUGUCGCUACAUGCAGAAGAACAGUCAGCUCAAGUGGCUGGACGCCUACCAGAAUAUGGCCCUGCAGGAGGACUUGCAGGAGGAGAACGUGCACGUCCUCCAGGCCCACCUUGAUGGCAGAGGAAGCCAGGAGGAGUCCCAGUUACAGGAACUGGCCAAGGCUACUGGCUUGACGGCAGAUCUGGUGCGACACUGGUUCGCCACCAGAGCCUCUGUGGCUGAAAGGGAGCAAACCUCAGCAGUGAAGCCCCAGCCGCCAUCUUCUGCAGGCUCCUCCCCCUUGGAGCCACAUCCAAGAGGAGGGAGGAAUGAGAAAAUAGAGCAGUCGCUGUGUGGCGUCGCGAGCCAAGCGGAGGAGGGCGAUACGGGCAAGACUGAGCGUCCUACUAAAGGAGCAGAUUGAGGAGGCUUUUUCUAUGCCUUGGUGGUCUUUGAGGAGCUGCAGAAAGGAUGACUGGAUGGGAAUGGGCCUUGGAACCUUACCCCCCCCCCCCCCUUGAAAGGAUAGGUGGAUGUGACCUCACCCUUUUGAGCUGGACACAAAAACCUUUGGCCCCACCCCUCACUUCCUGUUUGGUCUCCCCCCUCUCCUUCAUGCCCUUUCCAAUAUCCUGCCAUCUGCUGUGUUCUGUGUAGAAUGUUCAAGUAGAAAUGGUGUUUAUGGAAGUAAAAAAGGCUAGAGUAUAAGUAGCUUCCACAGAUUUUGAUCAGUUGUGAGGCGAGGGGGUCAACAGUUGUAGACGAGGCUUGUGGAGUGUGGCGCUGCUGAUUCACUGUAGUUUUCUGGGUGUUUCCUGAAGCCUUAAAAGUAAAAUCAUCAUCUUGCACUCACUCACUUUGGACUCUGGCAACUGACAUGUGAAACGUGCAAGUUGGGCCUCUUAGCAUCUUACAAAAACAGAGCACUGAUGGAUAUUUGAGCAAAGUUGCUUUUUUGGGGGGGACAUUUCCUCCUCAUGAACCAAUUUAUGUCUAACUAGGAGGUGGAGUCUUUGUGCCGUAGCUUCAAGUGCUUCUUGAUGUCGAACAUUUUUAAUGGAACUUUCUUACAUAUGUUUUGACAGUAAAAGAACAGAACUUUUCCAGAGUUCUCUACUUAGGUUUAAUGUAUCAUUUUUACAGGUGAUAUUUGCAGAAUAAACUGAAUGUAAUUGUUUGCUCCAUGGCUCAUUACUAGUAAAAGUCAUCACACCCUACACCUCACAUUAGAGCAUGUAAAGGAUCAUGCACAUGAAAUAAGACAAAAUUGUAUAAAGUAUUUUAUUGACUUCUCAGGUUUGAAUGUUAUGAAAGGCAAAAUUAAAAUGAAUAUGUCUUCUCUGUCCAUAGUUUAGGCACGUUACAGAAAAGGCGACAGCGUUUGUGAUGAAACAUGAGAAAACAAAACCGACGUGUAUGGACCCUACUCAGCCAUCUAUGCACCUGUUGGAUUCUGACCUCUUUAAAUCCAUCACUGCAAGAACCAAUCACACAGGAGUUUGCCCUUCUAAAAAAAAAAAAAAAAAAAAAAGAGGGCAUCAAGCAAUGUCUUUCAUGCAUUGUUGGGACCUUAUCAGUCAAAACAGGGGCAACUGUACCAUGUAGAGGGACUUUUAGCAGUAAUGAAGCAUGAACAAGAAACCAUGACAAGUGGCAAGAAAUAUAACGCACACUUCUGUCUUUCAGUUUUAACAACCCCUGCUCUCACCUCAUAGCGUAUGGCUUAGGUGUGUCCCAGUGGUCCAACACUGAGCAACAAUACUGAGUUUACAUUAUCAAUACAUCACAUAGAAAACACUUUCUGAAACAGAGUUUUAUACAUACAAGCUUCAUCUUGGCCCACUGAAGGCACCUUGACAUCCAACCUAGUUGCGCUCAACCCACAAACAUGUGAAAAGGCGGAAUGUGAGUAAAUGAAGACAGCAGCCAUGCGUAUACAUUUCAAUCUCGAUCACUGACAUAACACUGGACAUGAUGGCAGCUGCAACAUUUUACAUUUAAGUGGCGGAGUUAAAAUGGCAUGUUUUUCCUCAAAUGGUAUCUUUGUGAUAAAAAAUAAACAUGUAGCAGUGACAUAUUCGCUGACACAGCAUAUUAAAAACAGUGGAGUGUUUUCCGAUAGAUUUGACACUAAACCGGCUGUGAAGAACUGAAAUAAAGACAAUAUGGCUUGCUAACAGCAUCACAAUAAUUUUGUGAGCACACAUA
This is a messenger RNA of Entelurus aequoreus (snake pipefish), 5653 nucleotides long. Its product is annotated as zinc fingers and homeoboxes protein 3-like. Lineage: Eukaryota; Metazoa; Chordata; Actinopteri; Syngnathiformes; Syngnathidae. Gene Ontology annotation, molecular function: DNA binding; DNA-binding transcription factor activity, RNA polymerase II-specific. The transcript has 7 exons. Bases 555 to 3869 code for a protein of 1104 amino acids. The record is from RefSeq and is a predicted model, not a curated record. Gene Ontology annotation, biological process: regulation of transcription by RNA polymerase II. Gene Ontology annotation, cellular component: nucleus.